AUGGAUUUCUCCGCCGGCGGCGGCCGCGGCGAGCCGGCCCGCUGGCUGGACAUCGCCGGCAAGCUCCUCGCGGCGCGCGACCUGGUCGGCUGCAAGCGCCUCGCGGAGCGCGCGGUGGACGCCGACCCGCUCCUCCCAGGAGCCGACGAGCUCCUCGCCGUCGCCGACGUCCACCUCGCGUCCCAGCGCCUCCUCCCCUCCGGCCGCCCCGAUCCCCUCGCCGUCCUCCAGCUCCAGCCCGACCCCGACACCGCCGACGUCAAGCGCUCCUUCCGCCGCCUCGCCAACCUCCUCGCCUCCCCGCGCAAUCCCCACCCCGGCGCCGACACCGCCCUCCGCGCCGUCGAGGAGGCCUACGCCCACCUCUCCGAGACCACCACCCCUUCCGCACCCGCUGCUCCCGGCGACGCCUCCGCCGCGGCAGAUACGUUCUGGACGGCCUGCCCCCACUGCUGCCAUGUGCACCAGUACGAGCGCGCGCUGGCGGGGCGCAAGCUCAGGUGCCCCAGCGCCGGGUGCCGGCAACCGUUCGUGGCCACCGAGAUCCCGUCCGCGCCGCCUGUUGUGCCGGGCACCAACAUGUACUACUGCGCCUGGGGUUUCGUCCCAAUGGGAUUCCCCAAGCCAGCCGAUGUGAGCACCAACUGGAAGCCAUUCCGCCCGAUGCCGCCACGGGAUUCAUCUGCUCCACAGCCAGCAUCUGUUAGUAAACAAACUGUGGUGACUAGCAGUGGACAUGCUAAUGCCAAUGCGCCGCCAUCAAAUGCGCAUCCAGCAGCUACGAGUGCUGGUGGUGGCGUCGUGGCAGGGCCACCUAGAGGUAAAAUGAAGAAGACAACAGCCCGCAAGAAGGUUGGCUCUGCCUCGAAGAAGCAUGCUUCCAGCGGUGUGGAGAGCGGCAUCGAGCCAUCUUUGCUUGGGUCGGACUUGAACGGGAAUAUGGAGAGUGGAAUCGCGGUGAACUCCAAGGGAAUAAACAUAAAUGAGGUGGCAAAGCCAACUGAUGGCGGCAGCACAAUGUUGCAUUUUGGCGGGGAUGCGGACAUCGGGUUUGACUUGGAUGUUGAUGCAGCGGAUGAUAUAAUGGGGAAUUUGCACAGUCUGCCAUUCUUGAGGGAGGAUGACAGUUCCAGACGGCUGUUCUAGUUGCUGUGGUUGGUGAUGGUAUACCAUAGAAGUAGUGUAGCAUAUGAUGGUUGGAGGAAUAUCCUUUGCUGUCACUUUUGCUUUUAGUGUCAUGUCAGUUAUGUUGGUCUUAUGCUUCGUAGUAGUCUACCCUGUGUAUGUAGAUAGCUGGUGGUAUGCUGUAGCAUCUACUAGAUGAGUA
This is a messenger RNA of Lolium rigidum, 1327 nucleotides long. RefSeq lists its product as uncharacterized. The record is from RefSeq and is a predicted model, not a curated record. NCBI's taxonomy places the organism in Eukaryota, Viridiplantae, Streptophyta, Magnoliopsida, Poales, Poaceae. The coding region runs from base 1 to 1146 and encodes 381 amino acids. The transcript has a single exon.